Postia placenta MAD-698-R-SB12 is the source of this 3613-nucleotide messenger RNA. RefSeq lists its product as hypothetical. Gene Ontology annotation, cellular component: mitochondrial DNA-directed RNA polymerase complex. The transcript is spliced from 10 exons. Gene Ontology annotation, molecular function: DNA-directed RNA polymerase activity; mitochondrial promoter sequence-specific DNA binding. The record is from RefSeq and is a predicted model, not a curated record. Lineage: Eukaryota; Fungi; Basidiomycota; Agaricomycetes; Polyporales; Adustoporiaceae. The coding region runs from base 28 to 3399 and encodes 1123 amino acids. Gene Ontology annotation, biological process: mitochondrial transcription.
CGGCCGACAGCGAACACGUACGCACUGAUGCUGCUCGCUUGGCUGCGGUACAACCCAACGUCGGGCACGGUGCAGCAGAUCCCGAUCGCCGCGGUGCACGAGCCUGCGGCACUUCUGAGCAGCAUGCUUGGACGCCAGAUUCCUCCGACGCUCGUGGUGUCCGACCGCGCAUUUACGUCGAACGAGGAAGCGUCACAGGCGAUCCAGCUGCUCUCGAAGGCGGCGGCGGAGAUGGGCAUGUCGAAGGUGGUGAACGAACUUGGUAUGGCGGAGACGCUUGGGCGGCAAGAAGUCGAUCCGCUGGAGGAUGUUCCGGAGGCCUUGCCCGUCCUCAAGUUGAAAGUUGCGCAUGCGGAGGACGGAUCGGUGCUCGAUUUCACGACGAACGAGCCACUGCCGGAACCGGAGUACGAGGUUCCGUUCAACCUCGAUACGCUGCGCAAACACCUCUCACAGGUCAUCUUUGCGCGUCGUGUCUUGCCGGAUGACGUUGCCGCACGUCAAAAGCUGCUCGAGGAAUCUGUGUACGAGGUUGCAAAGGCGAAGCUGAAGCACCAGUCGGAAUUGUUUGACGAGCUCGGGUUAAAUACAAAGGGUCUGAACAACGUCGAUCUGCGCACGUGGAUGUGGGCCUGGCAUCAGAAACUGCAGGCGCGGCUGGCAGCGGAGAUUCCUCACAUUAUAGAGGACGAGAAGCGGACGCUGAGACGGCUGGAGGAAAAGCACCGCGAUACUAAACAGAUCGUGGUUUUAAGCCCCUUUCUAUCGCUUCUUCCGCCAGAAAAGCUGUCACUGAUCACGAUUCUGGAGCUCAUGCACCUGCAAGGCUCUGGUGGAGUCGCUGAUGGUAUGAAGACAGCGCGCGCAUUGCUCGCGGUUGGCAAGGCCGUCGAGCUGGAGUACAAAGCGCAAAUGUGCAAGAAGAACAACAUCUCGAUCCCGUCCUCCUCCCACCGAUCGACCGACACAGGCUUCUUCUCCACGCUGGGGUAUCGCGAUCUACAUGCGCGGCGGGUGGCUGCGCGCAAGUUCAUGGAGGAUGCAGAGGACUGGACAUCCGAAUGGUCGCAGAUGGUCCGUGUCAAGGUUGGCAGCUUCCUUGUAGACUGCCUGAUGGAUGUCGCGACUGUCACGCGCACCAUGAACGACAGGAAAACAGGUGACAUCGUUACGGAGGAACAGCCGGCGUUCUUCCACUCGUACGAGUAUCUGAGGGGUUACAAGCUCGGCGUGAUCAAGCUAAAUCCCGAAAUCUCUGAGCGUAUGGCUAAGGAUGCGCUUCGAGAGACGCUGCACCCGCGUCAUUUGCCUAUGCUUGUAAAGCCCAAGCCUUGGCUAAGUUACGAUCAAGGAGGCUAUCUCUACAAUACGACGUGGGCGAUGCGGUUUAAGGAGUCGCAAGAGCAACAAACCUACCUUCGGCAUGCCUCUACACAAGGCAACCUUGAGUUGAUUUAUGCCAGUCUUGACGUCCUCGGCAGCACACCAUGGUCAAUUAAUCGCAAGAUUUUUGAACUUGUGCUACAGGUUUGGAACUCAGGCCAGCGGUGGUGCAAGAUUCCACCUGCUGUAUAUGAUUUGCCUGAGCCCGGCCGACCUGAUAAUAUCGAUACGGACCCCAAGGCUCGCAUCAUUUAUCUCCAGAGGCAGAAAAUGCACAUCCUCGGUAAGGCGAACAAUCACUCCGAUCGAUGCAGCGUCAACUACAAGAUCGAAAUUGCUCGUGCUUUCUUGGGUGACACCAUAUACUUCCCCCACAAUGUUGACUUCCGUGGACGCGCGUACCCUCUUCCUCCACAUCUAAGUCACAUUGGAGAUGACUUGAGUCGUGGGCUUUUGAAAUUCGGCGAAGCGAAACCCCUGGGAGAACGUGGUCUACGUUGGCUGAAAAUCCAUCUGGCAAACUUGUAUGGUUACGACAAAGGUAGCUUCGACGAGCGAGUUCAGUUUGUCCACGAACAUCUCGACGACAUCUACGAUAGUGUCGAGAAUCCACUGGAGGGCCGCAAAUGGUGGACUCAAGCAGACGACGCAUGGCAAUGCCUUGCUACUUGCAUGGAGCUCAAGGCUGCCCUUGAGUCGCCCAACCCGUAUGAGUACAUGUGCGCCCUCCCCGUCCACCAGGACGGUACGUGUAACGGUUUGCAGCAUUACGCUGCACUUGGUGGUGACGUGCAAGGUGCCAAGCAGGUCAAUCUUGAUGUCACAGACCGGCCGUCGGACGUGUACACCUAUGUUGCCAACAUGGUUGAGCAGGCUAUGGCGGAGGAUUUACUGAAGGGCGACAAGUAUGCGAAGAUGCUUCAAGGGAAGAUCUCUCGCAAGGUCGUGAAGCAAACGGUCAUGACAACAGUUUACGGCGUGACAUUUAUUGGUGCACGCGACCAGAUCGAGAAGCAGCUGAAAGAUAGGGGCGACAUCCCCGCCGAAGAGUGUUGGCUCGCGGCGUCGUACGUCGCAAAGAAGGUGCUUGGGUGCAUCGGUGAUCUUUUCAAGGGCGCGAAGGACAUCCAGACCUGGCUCAACACGACUGCGCGCCUCAUCGCAAAGUCGAUCCCGCCUGACCGUCUUGAGGCUGCGAUUAAUAAGCCGAUCUCUCGUUCUCCCAAAGCAAAAGUCGGGCCAAAAGACACGAUCCUCAAUCGCCUGAAGAAAGAGCAGAUGACGUCGGUUGUGUGGACGACGCCGCUAGGCCUGCCUAUCGUCCAGCCGUACAGGGCAACGCGUCGCAGGCAGAUCAUGACCUCGCUACAGACGGUCUACAUCUCGGACCCCACCUCUCCAACCAGUGUCAAUGCGGCAAAGCAGGCGUCCGCAUUCCCGCCCAACUUCAUCCACAGUCUCGAUGCCACGCACAUGAUGUUGACGGCCCUGGAGUGCAAGACACAAGGCUUGACAUUUGCGUCCGUGCACGACUCGUACUGGACCCACGCUGGCAGCAUUGACCAAAUGUCUGCCAUCAUUCGUGAUACCUUCAUCGCCCUACAUUCCUCAGAUGUUCUGAAUAGGCUGAUGGAUGAGUUCCGCGAGCGGUACAAAGGCUACAAGAUACCUCUAAUGACCUUGAGGCAAGGCACUGCUCUGGCAAAACUUGGCCUGAUGGGAUCGUCCGCUGCGAUCAAGGAGUUAGAGGUUUAUCCUCCCCAGCCGGUUGAGAACGAGGACGGAGAACCAGUCAAGGCAAAACGUGGCAGGCGUAAAAGCCCCAAGCAGAAGCCAGUUGUCGAAGCGGAGAAUGACGACGAAGAUGCGCUGGACGAAGAGGACCCUGUUGGCGAAGUGGAGGACCCUGCCAUCGCCGGCAAAUUCGUCGAGCUUAUCGACGUCCUGCCCCCGGUUCCACUGAAGGGUAGUUUCGACGUUAACACCAUCAAGAAGUCGCUCUACUUCUUCUCAUAAUGCCUCAAGCAUGUUAUGAAACUCCCUCCCCUCCGUCUUCAUGGUGCUUUGCAUUCUGGGCCUGCCAGUGCUGUCGUGUGCCUUAUGUCGUUAUUCACAUCUACCACGCAUCGUUGUAUCUUACAAGCUUCAUACUACAGUAGAGCCAUCCGGUGUAAUCCCAUAGACAGACACUCAAUUCAUCUGGACGUCCAACGGUUUGCACUUCGUUCUG